AUGGCGUACAAUCCGCGAAUGAGCAUUAUUCCAACCUCGCAGCAGCAAUCGCGGACUCGAAAAAAGGAGGAAGAAGCAGAUGCUUUCAUGCGUCUCCCCGACCGCGAAAUCGUUGGCUGCAUCACCGACAUCGGCAUCAACUUCACUGUCGCAGAUCUUCAGAAGCCAAAUGCAGCACAUGUUCAGCAAAUUUUUGAGUGGUUCGCCGAGCUCCUCCUCAAUGCGACGCGUGAGACUGUUGAGCCGGCCAUGAGAGCCGCUGCCGAGGAUAUUGUGGGAGAAUACUCGGAUGUCAUCCCUCCGGACACUCGUAACCUGAUGGGCUUUUAUGUGUCGCUGCGCAGGCUGUUGUUUGAGUGCGGCAUCACCGAUUUCAGCUUCAACGACUUGUAUAAGCCGACAUAUGAUCGCCUCGUCAAGAUCUUCAGUUACCUAAUCAAUUUUGUUCGAUUCCGUGAGUCACAAACGGCUGUUAUCGACCAGUACUAUAACAAGGCAGAGUCGACAAAAACACGCAUUGAGACGCUCUAUGCCGAGAACCAGGAGAACGAGGGUCGUCUGGAAGAUAUGAAACACAACCGCAAAGCAAUGGAGGCGCAGGUCCGAGAAAAGACGAUGAGGAAUGAGGAGCUCAAGAAGAGAUUGCUAGAGCUUCGACGGAACCAGGAAAGGGUUGCCGCACGGCUGGAAGAGGCCAAACAGAAGAAGGGCGAGCUCACUGCAGUGUUGGAACAAAAGACCCACGAAAAGGUUACCUUGAAACAGGAAAGCACAAAGCUGCGACCUUAUGUGCUCCAGAGCGCCUCAGAUCUUCAGGAGAACUUGGCCGAGCUACGUGAAAUUCUCAACAACGAUAAAUCACACAUCGACGCAUUGGACCGAAGAGCGCGAGCCCUGCAGACCUCAACGGAUUCAUUCUCAGUCGUCUCGACAGAUGUUGCGUCAUGCAUAAAGAUCCUCGAUGAGAUCGCUGCGGAGCUGGCCAAGGAAGAGGAAGAGCUAGCACGCAAUGCAAAGCAGCGUGAUGCUCUCUCAGAGCGCGGUAACAACGCGCGUGAAGUCGAGCGCACCGAGACUAUGCUGAAACGUCAGUUGAGCAAAUGGACAGAGAGGACAGAGAAACUCCGCGAGCAGAGCAACCAGAAGGCGAGGGAGGCGAAGGAGAAGAUGCAUGAACUCCGGGCAGUGCACAAGCAGCUCACAGAGGAACAGACUGAGAAGGGUAAGGAGAUGGAGGUCCGACGUGUCAGAAUCGAGCAGACUGAGAAAAAGAUGCUUGACUUGAAGGAGAACAUUGAGAAUGAGGUUCAUAGUGCGCAUGAAGAGUACCGCAAGAUGGAGGCACAUAUUAAGCUAUACAUUGCUGAGAUGGAGCAGGCUAUUGCCUAA
This is a messenger RNA of Fusarium proliferatum ET1, 1389 nucleotides long. RefSeq lists its product as uncharacterized. Gene Ontology annotation, molecular function: protein-containing complex binding. The coding region runs from base 1 to 1389 and encodes 462 amino acids. Gene Ontology annotation, cellular component: kinetochore; Ndc80 complex. Gene Ontology annotation, biological process: mitotic spindle organization; meiotic chromosome segregation; kinetochore organization. NCBI's taxonomy places the organism in Eukaryota, Fungi, Ascomycota, Sordariomycetes, Hypocreales, Nectriaceae. The record is from RefSeq and is a predicted model, not a curated record. The transcript has 2 exons.